Molecule: messenger RNA, 1189 nt
Organism: Oncorhynchus masou masou (cherry salmon)
Lineage: Eukaryota; Metazoa; Chordata; Actinopteri; Salmoniformes; Salmonidae
Product: UAP56-interacting factor-like
Exons: 9
Coding region: 223-1158 (311 amino acids)
Biological process (GO): mRNA export from nucleus
Molecular function (GO): mRNA binding
Source: RefSeq, a predicted model, not a curated record
UCUGGACAUUAUCAGCGCAGCAGACAAACUUUACCAGCUGCCUAGGAGCAAGAGGGCCCCAAUGUAUGAGAGAAGUUUGAGUAAAAUAUAGUGUGUAAUCUUUUUUGACCAUUAUCAUUACUUUACUCGUGGAGGAAGAUAUAGGGUACAUUUGAGACCAUAAUAAGUGAGAAGUCCAUACAGGGCGUCAAAGGUUUGCCCCCUGCGUGCGACACAGGAAUAAUGGACAUCGCACCCACUGCAGAUGCAGCCACUGCCAAACCUGAACCCACUGCUAUGGAGGAGUCAGAUCCGCAAGAGGCGCAAGAGCCCCGCACAUCGGAGAAGAUUGACUUGUCACUAGAUGACAUCAUCAAACUGAACAAAAAAGAGAACAAGGCCAAUAAGGCUGCCAACAAGGCUCGGGACCGACGCACCACAAGCAAAAACACUGUCCUCAAGAAACUGGACAGGGCAGGACAACAGCAGACAUUUCCUUUCAGACGUGGUCCUUAUCAAUUCCAGCAAGGACCCUACAAAUCACGUUACAUGGGACCCCCCAUUCCUGGCUAUUACAGAAUAAAGCCAUAUCUCAGAAAGACACCUUUUGGAGCACAUCACCUCAAAGGUGUGAGCCCUUUAAAAAGACCUCCUUUGAACACAAAGUUCGGAAAACGUAAACCGUUGUUCAAGGGUGCGUUUUAUCAACCAUACAGAGAUCCUCCAGGGGCUUUGAGAAGGCCUCCUCCCCAAUUCAGAGGGCAGAAGAAGCCACCAUUCCAGCCCAAACAGAGACAGGGCGGUGUGAAGCCAUUCAUCCUAAACAGAGGGUUUCCUGCAGCAAAUGGAAAAAUGGAUAAGUACCAAAAGGUUAGAAGCUGGAAAAAGGCGCCCUCCGGUGUUUCUACCUUGACGGUGUCACUGCCCAACUCAGAGCCCGCGGCCAAGGCUAAGCAGGCCACAGUGCUGGACCGAUCCAGUCCAUCAGGGGUGUCUCCCCAGCCCAAAGGCAUCCCUCUCAGAUUUAACUUCAAGGCCACUAUAAAUCAGACAGGAGUGACCCUCAAUGACCGCUUCACUGGUAUGAGGAUCUGGGCAGGCCUAGGACAGGGUCCACAGUGGGGCAGUGGCAGGGGAAGAGGCAGAGGCCGAGAAGGCCGGACUGUCAUCCUACAGUGAUCAUUGAGGAGGACCUGUGCUGUCUGAAGCC